AUGUCCUUUGCGUUUGAUGACGCUACAACACCAGCAUGGGGCCCUGCCGCUGAUCCGAUAGGUGCAGGAGAUCUAGUCAAAGACGCGAUUCGGAAGGAACAGGUCAUAAAAGACAUCGCUGCAGCCCAGAAUGACCUUCGAGCGCUCGUAGAUCGCGUCAAGGCGGUUCAAACCGACGUCGACAAGCUUAGUUCUGGCAAUCAGACGCUGCAGAUGUAUAUUGAUAAUCUCACAAUGCAAAUGGCAAAGCGUCGGUAG
Molecule: messenger RNA, 258 nt
Organism: Punctularia strigosozonata HHB-11173 SS5
Lineage: Eukaryota; Fungi; Basidiomycota; Agaricomycetes; Corticiales; Punctulariaceae
Exons: 3
Coding region: 1-258 (85 amino acids)
Source: RefSeq, a predicted model, not a curated record